Insectozyma verbasci is the source of this 2424-nucleotide messenger RNA. Lineage: Eukaryota; Fungi; Ascomycota; Pichiomycetes; Serinales; Debaryomycetaceae. The record is from the annotation of a GenBank genome assembly.
AUGAGUGUCGAAAAUAGUCCUUCAAAUCUGAUUAGUGAUAAAUCUAUCUCUAAUAAAAAUAAUCAUAAUAAUAAUAAUAAUAAUAAUAAUAAUAAUAAUCAUAAUAAUAAUCAUAAUAAUGAUAUCAAUCAUAUCAAUCGUAUCAAUCAAAAUAACGAAAUACCUCAUGAUUUAUCAAAUAAUUGGUUUCUAAGUGAUUUAUAUAAUUUUAAUGUGCUACCUAAUCAAGAACGAUAUACUCCGAUCAAUUCAAAUAAUACUCCUCAACCUGCUCCAUCAAUUUAUAAUCAACAAUUACAUAGUCAUUCUCCGAUUCAACAUUCACCAUUAUCACAAUCUCAACAUCCAUUAAACCAGAACUUACCUUCUAAUCUACUACAGUCUACUCAAUUACCACCACAACAAUUACAAUCACAAUCACAAUCACAAUCACUAGCUAAAACAAAACAAAAACGUCCUUGCGAUCAAUGUAGAAGGAGGAAAACUAAAUGCGUUUUAGUUCCCAAUUCAAAUAAUUGUGUUAGUUGUGAAACUAAACAAACUAUAUGUACAUUUACAUCACAAGCAUUAAAAAGGAAACCAAUAGAAAUGGAAAAUGAUCAAUUAAAAAAGAAUAAAACUGAUUUUUCAUCGCAUUUAUUACCUAAUGAAUCAAUUCAAGUUCCUGAUGUACCUAUACGAGAUGUUCAACCGAUACAAGAUUAUUCAUCAAUAAAUAAUUCAUUACUUAAAAAGACUUUACUGUUGCAAUUUCCACGAUCGAGUUUUUAUAUUGGUCCAACUUCAUAUUUAUAUGAUAUAAAUUUAUUAGAUUUAAUAAUAGAUAAUCAAAAUAAAAAUAUAACAAAUAAUAAUAAGAUAGAACAAGUAAGUCUAAGUGAUUCAAUAUCUUUAAGAAAAGUUUCUGAAACUACUCAAUUUGUUUUAAAAGAUGAUCAAUCUCCACAAUCUUAUCAGACUAUGUCAAAUGAUGUAGAUACAAUUGAAAAAUUUGUUUCUCCACAUGGUCAAAUUUUGAUAGACCUAUAUUUUAGAAUUAUUCAUCCAUCAUAUCCCAUUUUACAUAAAAAAGUAUUUCUCGAAAAAUAUUCAAGAACUCAUAGAGAAUUUAGUGCUCCUUUAUUAGCUGCUGUAUAUGUAUUAGCUAUUCAAUGGUGGGAUUAUGAUCCACAAUUAAAUAGAUUCCCUAAACCAAAUGUCGAAUUAAUUUUAAAAAUUGGUUUAAAUAACUAUUUAUUAGAAAUUUUAAAAAGACCAAAAUUAAGUGCUGUUCAAGCUGGUUUAUUAUUAUUACAAAGAAAGCAUAUUACAAAUUAUAAAAAUAUAAAUGGAAGUUUACAAAAACAAAUUCAAGAUGGAGAUACUGAAUAUUCAGAUUGGGUGUUAUGUUCACAAGUUGUUUCAUUAUCUGAAGAAUUAGGUUUAGGGCUUGAUUGUAAUAAUUGGAAAUUACCAAAGUGGGAAAGGGGAUUAAGGAAACGAUUAGCAUGGGCUGUAUAUAUGGAAGAUAAAUGGUUAUCAUUAAAUAAUUCUCGACCAUCACAUAUAAAUGAAGAUAAUUGGAUAGUUCAACCUUUACAAUCUGAAGAUUUUCCUGAAAAACAUGGUGAUGGAGAUUUAAAAGAAGGUUCAUCAGAUAUAGAUAAUGGGAAAAAAAUAUUUAUAAACUUAAUUGAAUUAUCAAAAAUACUUUCAGAUAUUUUAAAAUCUUUUUAUUCAAUGAAAGCAAUGAAUGAAAUUAUUGAAGUUGAUGAUGUUUUAAAAAUUGCAAAACCUUUACAAUUAAGAUUAAGAAAUUGGUUUCAUUCAUUACCGGUAGAAUUACAAAUGUCAUCUGUUCAACCAAGAAAAUUAUGUUCAAAUGGAUAUUUACAAUUGGCUUAUUUUGCAACUGAAUUAACAUUACAUAGAAAAAUAAUAACGAUCAUAUAUCAACAAACAAAAUUGGGCAAUCAACCAUCAAAUGAAUUAAUAAAUGUAUGUAGAGCAGCUGCAAAGACAAGAUUAAUGGCACUGAUUGAAUUUGUAAGAGAUUUAAAACCAGAACAUAUUCAUUCAUUUUGGCAUUCAUCAUCAAGUUCAAAUUUUACAUUAAUUGGAACAUUUGCUGCUAUUUUAUUUAUGUCAUCACCAACAAAAGAAGAAACUGAUUUUUAUAGAGAUCAAAUUUUCAAUUAUCGUUGGGUUUUGAAAAUUUCAUCAAAGGGAUUUGAUCAAGUUGCAGAAGCCUUAGUACAGUUAGAUUUAGUAUUAGCUAAUGUACCUGGAUUAUUAAAUGAUAAUGUUGAUUUACCAAUGGUUACACCAAACGUACCUGAUCAAAAAUCACCUUAUUCACCAUUUUAUCAACAAGUAAAUAAUAAUCAUUCACCAGAUGGUAUAUCACCAAAAGAGAAAAAGACAACGGAAUCUCCAUCUAAAUAA